This is a messenger RNA of Cannabis sativa, 3029 nucleotides long. Its product is annotated as glutamate receptor 2.1. Lineage: Eukaryota; Viridiplantae; Streptophyta; Magnoliopsida; Rosales; Cannabaceae. Gene Ontology annotation, molecular function: G protein-coupled receptor activity; ligand-gated monoatomic ion channel activity. The transcript has 5 exons. Bases 41 to 2929 code for a protein of 962 amino acids. The record is from RefSeq and is a predicted model, not a curated record. Gene Ontology annotation, cellular component: plasma membrane. Gene Ontology annotation, biological process: G protein-coupled receptor signaling pathway.
UAAUAAUAAUAGCUGUGCUAUAUUUUUGUUAAUAUUAUUAAUGGUGAAUUGUUCAAGUACAUCAUGCUUGGCCCAAAACGACACUAUUCCAGUGGAAGUUGGUGUCGUUUUUGACCUGGAAACUUGGCUUGGUAAGGUUUGGUUAAGUUGUAUUGAAUUGGGUCUCUCAGAUUUUUAUGGCUCUCAUCCCAAUUUUAAAACAAGAUUGAUUCUCAAUAUUAGAGACUCUAAAGAAGAUGUCGUCACUGCAGCUUCCCAAGCUUUGGAUCUUAUACAAAACGUACAAGUUCGAGCAAUACUAGGACCACACAAAUCGACUCAAGCCAAAUUCAUUAUUGAUUUGGGACAAAAAGCUCAAGUGCCAAUAAUAUCAUUUUCAGCAACAAGUCCUUCUCUUAAAAUUUCAAAUCAAAGCACAUAUUUUUUCCGAACGGCGACUGGUGACUCAUCUCAAGUCUUAGCGAUUAGUUCCAUAGUCAAAGCUUUCAGAUGGCGAAAAGUUGUGCCCAUUUACAUUGACAACGAAUAUGGAGAAGGAAUUAUUCCUUAUUUGGUUGAUGCCUUAGGAGAAGUGAACACGGAAGUCCCUUAUCGUAGCGCCAUUCCACCCUCGGCCACUGAUGAUCAAAUUAAGGCCGAACUUUACAAACUCAACACAAUGCAAACUAGGGUUUUUGUUGUUCACACGUCGUCUGACCUAGGGAUAAGGUUGUUCACCAUAGCUAAUAAGAUUGGAAUGUUGGGACAAGGCUAUGUUUGGAUCAUAACACAAGAUUUCGCCAAUCGUUUAAACUCCUUAAAUUCCUCGAUCAUCGACUCAAUGGAAGGGGUUUUAGGAAUCAAGACUUUUGUACCACAAUCAAAAGAGCUUGAUAGUUUUAAAGUUAGGUGGAAAGCCAAUUACUUCUACAAAAAUAUUGAUCAAAUUGGCAAAAAUCCCACUUUUUUCGAUGCCAAACUCAACGUCAUGGGUUUUUGGGCUUAUGAUUCGGUCCAUGCAUUAGCCUUAGCUGUCGAGAAACUUAUUAGUACAAGUGGUGGUGUCAUUAAUACAACGACGUUAAAUAGUGUCGCAAAUACUAGUGGCUCAACUAAUCUCGAUAGUUUUAAUGUGUCACCAAUCGGUCCGAAAUUAUUGGAAACCUUAUCAAGUACAAGAUUUAAAGGCCUAGCUGGAGAUUUCAUCUUAGAUAAUGGGCAACUAAAAACACCAAUUUUUGAAAUAGUGAAUAUUGUGAAUGGUGGUAAAGGAAGAAUUGGGUAUUGGACACAAAAUAAUGGGCUAGUAAGAAAUUUGGCAGAUUUGAGUGUUGAAUAUUCAACUUCAAAAUCAAGUCUAAAACCUAUUUUAUGGCCGGGAGAGUCUACUAAUUCUCCCAAAGGUUAUUGGGAGAAUCCAACUAAUGAGAAGAGGUUGAGGAUUGGGAUUCCAAACAGUAGUGUUUAUAGAGAGUUUGUAAAUGUGAUAAAUUGUGAUGCAAACACUAGCAUUUUGUCAUCAUCAGAUGUCAUAGGAUUUAGCAUCGAUGUAUUUAAAGCGUCAGUUAGAGCGUUACCAUAUGCUCUUAAUUAUGAUUUUUAUGUCAAUCGUGAUGGUUCGUAUGAUGACUUGAUUUAUCAAGUAUAUCUUGGGAAGUAUGAUGCGGUGGUAGCAGACGUGACAAUUAGAGCAAAUCGAUCCCAAUAUGUAUAUUUCACAUUGCCAUACACAGAAUCAGGUGUGGCAAUGGUGGUGCCGGUGAAGGACAACAUGACUAAAAGUGCUUGGGUUUUCUUGAAGCCUUUAACGUGGGAUUUAUGGGUAACCACCUUUUGUUUCUUUCUCUUCAUUGGUUUUGUCGUUUGGGUUUUAGAACACCGAAUCAAUGAAGAUUUUCGCGGACCACCGUCUCAUCAAAUCGGUACAAGCUUUUGGUUCUCCUUUUCCACUAUAGUUUUUGCACAUAAGGAGAGAGUAGUGAGUAACUUGGCUCGAUUCGUGGUGAUUGUUUGGGCGUUCGUUCUGUUAAUAUUGACUCAAAGUUACGCAGCUAGUUUAACAUCACUUUUAACAGUGGAACAACUCGAACCAACAAUUAAAGACAUUAACCAAAUAUUAAAGAGUGGAGAAAGAGUUGGGUGUUUGGGAUACUCUUUCGUGUAUGAGUUGUUGAAACAAAGAGGUUUUGCCAAUUCACAGAUUGUAUUGCUUAAUUCCACUCAACAAUGUGACCAUUUUUUAUCAAUUGGGAGUGCAAAAGGUGGUAUUGCUGCAUAUGUGGAUGAAACCCCUAAUACUAAGAUUUUUCUUGCUCAAUAUUGCUCCAAGUAUACAUUGAUAGGGCCGAUAUUCAAGACUGCUGGCUACGGCUUUGCUUUUCGAAAUGGGUCUCCUUUAGCACAUGAUAUUUCAAAGGCAAUUCUCAACGUGACUGAAGGAGACGAAAUGAAAAAGAUCGAGAACAAAUGGUUCAUGACUACUGAACAAAAUACUUGUUUAAACUCUGACCCCAAAAUCUCAUCCAACAGUCUAAGUCUCGACAACUUCUGGGGCCUAUUUCUAAUAGCCGGAGUUUCUUCACUAUCAACACUCAUAAUCUUUGCUAUUAUGUUCCUUCAAAAACACAAGCAAAUCUGGUCGAAUUCCCAUAGUUCUAUUCCAAGAAGAAUUGGAGCCAUUUUUAAAAUUUUUGACCAAAAAGACCUCAACUUCCACACCUUUAAAAAGAGAAGUAAUAAUCAAUUUUAUGGUGGAUAUGGUACAGAUUUUGUGGAGUUUUCAGCUAAUAAUACCAACUGUCCUCCAAGUCCAUCAACUAGUAAUUCUACAGGCUCAAAUUCACCAAUGCCAAUGGGAGAACAAUUAGGAACAAUACUAAUUUCUAGUGCUCAAGCCUCUCCACCCAAUCAUGAUGGCCAUAUUGUUCAAAUUAGUACUACUCACAACUAAUUAUUUCUUUUAUGGGAGAUUCAAACUUGCCACAUUAAAUUUGUGAAGAAAAUUGUAAAACCACAUUAUUUUUUAAUGUAUAUAUUAUUAUUUGUUUAGU